AUGUCUGCUAGUGAUAAUUCUGGGAAUGGUGCUUUCGAAAUUCCUCAAUUGCCUAUCCCUGGUCAGGAUAACUCGAAGUUGAUGAAUAACGAAGCUACUGUCAGUUUGGAUAUGGGUUCUCAACAGGUAGGGUCAACAAAGAGUGGAAUGGAUCUGUAUUUUGAUAAUGCUAUUCAAUACAUGGGUGAUCAUCCAGUUCUGACUAGUAUAGGUGGAUUUUUCACUUUGUAUGCCUUUGCUGGGGCCUACAAGGCUUUCGGUAAAAGUGGGGGCAAUGCUGCUUCUACUUUCUUGAAAGGUGGAUUCGAUCCAAAGAUGAAUCAGAAAGAAGCAUUACAGAUUUUGAAUCUGAAGGAGAGUAAUUUAACAAAGAAAAAACUAAAAGAGGUUCAUAGGAGAAUAAUGUUGGCGAACCAUCCUGAUAAAGGUGGUUCUCCUUAUCUGGCCACUAAGAUUAAUGAAGCUAAGGAUUUCUUGGAGAAGAAAGGUGGUGUGAGAAAAUGA
Messenger RNA from Vanderwaltozyma polyspora DSM 70294, 504 nucleotides. RefSeq names its product Pam18p (gene PAM18). Gene Ontology annotation, cellular component: PAM complex, Tim23 associated import motor. The transcript has a single exon. Gene Ontology annotation, biological process: protein import into mitochondrial matrix. The record is from RefSeq and is a predicted model, not a curated record. The coding region runs from base 1 to 504 and encodes 167 amino acids. Gene Ontology annotation, molecular function: ATPase activator activity. NCBI's taxonomy places the organism in Eukaryota, Fungi, Ascomycota, Saccharomycetes, Saccharomycetales, Saccharomycetaceae.